AUGUCGGCAACACGCUCCUCCCCUCGAACACCGUCCAAACAUAAAGGUGUUGGACAGUUGCCUACUGAAGGGUUGCCUGAUUACAUUGAUCUUUCACAUAAAGCAACUUGGGAUAAUGUAUCAACCGAAAUUUUCUUAGAGUGUGUGCGGGAGCAAAUUUUAGCGGGACGUAGGCUAGGUACAACUAUCACAGUUGCCGAGUAUAAGGAAAUUGCAGUGCAAUUUGCUAAGCGCACAGUGAGACGUCAUGACAUGAAGCAGUUCAAGAACAAGUCAACCGGGUUGUUCACCGCGUCAGACGAAUGGUGGGAAAAUUUGAAAUCGACAAACAAGCUAGCGUACAAAUUCAAGAGCAAGCCAUUGGAACAUGAAGAUUUGAUGCGGGAAGUUUUCACAGGUGCAACCGCGACUGGGAAACAUCAUUGGACGCCCGGCGAGACUGUUGUGGACAUUGCGGACGGUGAAUCCGAUUUUGCUGACUCACCUGGGUUGCAGCCAUUUACUACGCCAUAUCAGCCGGUUGUCGACUCACCACCACCCUCCCCCAUUGUCCAGGUAGAUGAAACGGAGCAAGGGUCAAAGCGCAAAAAGGGGGCUAGUUCAAGUGGAAAGUCUAAGAAACCGUCCAGUGGCGCAUCUGUGCUUGCAGACAGUUUCAACCAUCUAUCCGAGGCUAUUCAUUCACAGAAGCACUUUACGAUCAGGCAUGGAACUGGUGCCUCUCAGAAGUAUGGCAUUGAGGCAUGCAUGCAGAGGAUUAUGGCUAUACCCGACUUUCUCAGUACGCCUCUUUUCCACUUUGCCUGCAUUGCUUUGGAGAAUGCAGAUUACCGUGAGAUACUAAUGUGCAUGCCUGAUGAUGGUAAUGUGGUCGGUUGGCUUGCAGCGUUGAAGGCCUCCAAAGGACUGUGA
Camellia sinensis is the source of this 912-nucleotide messenger RNA. NCBI's taxonomy places the organism in Eukaryota, Viridiplantae, Streptophyta, Magnoliopsida, Ericales, Theaceae. The record is from RefSeq and is a predicted model, not a curated record.